UUGCAAGUUUCAAUAAUUCAACUCCCGAUUCAUCUUUUUGAUAACAUGAAAUGAGGAUGACGGAGAGGUUGCAGCAAUGGGGUGGAAGAGCGAUGUCGAGAUUCUCCUUUAGAAAUGCCACCAUCGUCGUCUGUUUCUUGAAUUUGAUCACUGCCUUGUUUUUGAUUCACUGCUUUCUAUCUCCUCCCACCUCCAAUGGACCCGAUUCAGUUCUGCUUAAGUAUGUGAAGGAAUCUGAAGAACUACGUCGUGCCAUGGAACCUGUAGAACUUAUAAAAAGAGUUAGAGAAAUUGAGAGAGAAGGUCAUGAAGAAGUAGAAACUGUUCAAGAAAAAGAUGCGAAACAAUCUGCUGCACUUGAUUUGAUAUCUAGGCUGAACAAUCAUCGCUCCUAUUCAGAUGCCGAUAACCAAAAAGCUCUAGAGGAAUGGCGUAAACGAAAGAUGGAAAGAGCAAGACAACGAGGCCUUGGUAAAAAUGGAACCACCAAUUCUCAAGAAUGAACUCUUUGUUCCAAACGAGUUUUUAAGCUCUCAUGGAAACAAAUAACUUUUUUUUAGUAAAGUUUUUGCAUAGCGAAUUUGUGUAAUGGUGUCUUUUUGUAACAAGUGUGAGUUUUUUGUAUGAUUGAAUAUACGUUUAUAAGGAGGUA
Lactuca virosa is the source of this 652-nucleotide messenger RNA. Lineage: Eukaryota; Viridiplantae; Streptophyta; Magnoliopsida; Asterales; Asteraceae. The record is from the annotation of a GenBank genome assembly.